CCCUGGCCAAUGACAGCCCACCAGUGGAGCUCAGCCCACUACUCGGAACCAGCCUCCGGGGGCUGCGAUGGGACGGGAGCCAUGAAUGGUGCCGCCCCCGGCCCCGCCGCCGCCGCCGCCGCCCCGGUCCCGGUUCCGGUCCCGGACUGGCGGCAGUUCUGUGAACUGCACGCGCAGGCGGCCGCCGUGGAUUUCGCGCACAAGUUCUGCCGUUUCCUGCGGGACAACCCGGCCUACGACACGCCCGACGCCGGGGCCUCCUUCUCCCGCCACUUCGCCGCCAACUUCCUGGACGUGUUCAGCGAGGAGGUGCGCCGCGUGCUGGUGGCCGGGCCGGCGCCCCGGGGAGCGGCCGAGCCCCCAGGCGCCAUGGACCCCGAGCCCUCGGGGCCCCCGGCGCUCAAAGCCGCGCCCUACGGCCACUCGCGGAGCUCCGAGGACGUGUCGGCGCACGCGGCGGCCAAGGCCCGCGUCCGCAAGGGCUUCUCGCUGCGCAAUAUGAGCCUGUGCGUGGUGGACGGCGUGCGCGACAUGUGGCACCGGCGCUCCUCGCCCGAGCCCGACGCCGCCCCUCGGGCCGCCGAGCCCCCAGCUGAGCCGCGCGACAAGUGGACGCGGCGUCUGCGGCUGUCGCGGACGCUAGCGGCCAAGGUGGAGCUGGUGGACAUCCAGCGUGAGGGCGCGCUGCGCUUCAUGGUGGCCGACGACGCGGCCGCGGGCCCCGGGGGCGCCGCCCAGUGGCAGAAGUGUCGCCUGCUCCUGCGCAGGGCCGUGGCAGGCGAGCGCUUCCGCCUAGAGUUCUUCGUGCCGCCAAAGGCCUCGAGGCCCAAAGUCAGCAUCCCUCUGUCGGCCAUCAUUGAGGUCCGCACCACCAUGCCCCUGGAGAUGCCGGAGAAAGACAACACGUUCGUGCUCAAGGUGGAGAACGGAGCAGAGUACAUCCUGGAGACCAUCGACUCCCUGCAGAAGCACUCGUGGGUAGCUGACAUCCAGGGCUGUGUGGACCCUGGGGACAGCGAGGAAGAUGCCGAUCUCCCCUGUGCCCGGGGAAGCUGUCUGGCCAGCCGUGUGGCCUCUUGCAGCUGUGAGCUCCUGACGGAUGCAGCGGACCUGCCCCGGCCCCUAGAGACAACGGCAGCCGUGGUGACAGCCCCACACAGCCGAGCUCGAGAUGCCGUCGGGGAGUCCCUGGUCCAUGUCCCGCUGGAGACCUUCCUGGAGACCCUGGAGUCCCCAGGUGGCAGCGGCAGUGACAGCAAUAACACAGGUGCAGAUGGAGCAGAGCCGGAGCCCGAGGCUGAGCCCGAGCUGGAGCUCUCUGACUACCCCUGGUUCCACGGGACACUGUCACGGGUCAAGGCAGCUCAGCUGGUUCUGGCAGGCGGGCCCCGGAGCCACGGCCUCUUCGUGAUCCGCCAGAGUGAGACUCGGCCUGGGGAGUACGUGCUGACCUUCAACUUCCAGGGCAAGGCCAAGCACCUGCGCCUGUCCUUGAACGGCCACGGGCAGUGCCAUGUGCAGCAUCUGUGGUUCCAGUCUGUGCUCGACAUGCUCCGUCACUUCCACACCCACCCCAUCCCGCUGGAGUCCGGGGGCUCUGCAGACAUCACCCUUCGCAGCUAUGUGCGGGCCCAGGGCCCCCCACCUGACCCGGGGCCCUCGCCCGGCGCCGCGCCCGCGCCCCCCGCGGGCUGGAGCGAGCCGGCCGGCCAGCACUACCUCUCCAGCCUCGCCGCGACCGCCUGCCCGCCCGCCUCGCCCUCGGAGGCCGGCGGCGCCUCGUCCUCAUCCGCCUCGUCGUCCUCGGCAGCGUCUGUGCCCGGCGCCUCGCGCCCCGUCGAGGGCCCGCUGAGCGCGCGCAGCCGCAGCAACAGCGCAGAGCGCCUGCUGGAGGCGGCGGGCGGGGGCGCCGACGAGCCCCCAGAGGCCGGGCCGGGAGAGGGCGCCCGGGGCCGCACGCGCGCCGUCGAGAACCAGUACUCCUUCUACUAG
Lipotes vexillifer (Yangtze River dolphin) is the source of this 1992-nucleotide messenger RNA. It is a transcript of the gene SH2B2, whose product is annotated as SH2B adaptor protein 2. The transcript is spliced from 9 exons. Lineage: Eukaryota; Metazoa; Chordata; Mammalia; Artiodactyla; Lipotidae. Gene Ontology annotation, biological process: antigen receptor-mediated signaling pathway; intracellular signal transduction. Gene Ontology annotation, cellular component: plasma membrane. Bases 10 to 1992 code for a protein of 660 amino acids. The record is from RefSeq and is a predicted model, not a curated record. Gene Ontology annotation, molecular function: transmembrane receptor protein tyrosine kinase adaptor activity.